Molecule: messenger RNA, 2657 nt
Organism: Budorcas taxicolor (takin)
Lineage: Eukaryota; Metazoa; Chordata; Mammalia; Artiodactyla; Bovidae
Gene: ZNF322
Product: zinc finger protein 322
Exons: 3
Coding region: 380-1588 (402 amino acids)
Biological process (GO): regulation of transcription by RNA polymerase II
Molecular function (GO): RNA polymerase II cis-regulatory region sequence-specific DNA binding; DNA-binding transcription factor activity, RNA polymerase II-specific
Source: RefSeq, a predicted model, not a curated record
GCUAGCUGGCCUUGUUGGCCCUUAAAUCGCACACUGGAUGCCCUGGCCCCAGCUACCCUCGCCCAGCCGCGCAAAGAAGGAUGCUCCUGGCUCUCGUCGGCCUCCCAGGAGAGGGAAGAAUUGAGUAUCGUUAGUAACUAUGGACUGGAGACCUUUUGGAGCCAAAAGGAAGACAGUCUUGAGUCUUUCUUGUUAUGGGUUGUAAAUACCACAUAAAGAACGAGUGCAUGUGAUGCUGGAAACUUGUAAAGAGAAACUGCUCAUGACUGAAAGGCCUAAGACAGAUGUAUCUUUCAAGUUCUUAUCGAGAAAAUGACUAUGAAGAAAAUGAUGGGUCAGGAAGACCAGUGGAAAACUCCCUAGGAGAGAGCCAUAGAAAAUGUACACUUCAGAAGAGAGAUAUAAUCAGAGAACUCAAAAAAGGAAAAUAUAUCAUGUAUGCCCUCAGAAGGGUAAAAAGAUUUUUAUUCAUGUGCAUGAGAUUACUCAAAUAGAUGAUCAGAUAUACCAGUGCCUUGAAUGUGAACAAACCUUUUGUGAAAACUUAGCUCUUAUUAUGUGUGAGAGAACCCAUACUGGGGAGAAACCUUAUAGAUGUGAUAUGUGUGAGAAAACCUUCAUCCAAAGCUCAGAUCUUAUUUCACAUCAGAGGAUCCACAGUUAUGAGAAACCUUAUAAAUGUAGCAAAUGUGAGAAGAGCUUUUGGCACCACUUAGCCCUUUCAGGACACCAGAGAACGCAUGCAGGUAAAAAAUUCUAUACAUGUGAUAUCUGUGGCAAGAAUUUUGGUCAGAGCUCUGAUCUGCUUGUCCACCAGCGAAGCCAUACAGGCGAGAAACCGUAUCUGUGUAGUGAGUGUGAUAAGUGCUUCAGCCGAAGUACAAACCUCAUAAGGCACCGAAGAACUCACACAGGUGAGAAACCGUUUAAGUGUCUGGAGUGUGAAAAAGCUUUUAGUGGGAAAUCUGAUCUUAUUAGCCACCAGAGAACUCACACUGGUGAAAGACCCUACAAAUGUAAUAAGUGUGAGAAAAGUUACCGACACCGAUCAGCCUUCAUUGUUCAUAAAAGAGUACAUACUGGGGAGAAGCCCUAUAAGUGUGGUGCCUGUGAGAAAUGCUUUGGCCAGAAAUCCGACCUUAUCGUACACCAGAGAGUCCACACAGGUGAGAAGCCGUAUAAAUGCUUGGAAUGUAUGAGAAGUUUUACCCGGAGUGCCAACCUCAUCAGGCACCAGGCAACUCACACUCACACUUUUAAAUGCCUUGAAUAUGAGAAGAGCUUCAGCUGUAGUUCAGACCUUAUUGUGCAUCAAAGAAUUCACAUGGAAGAGAAACCACAUCAGUGGUCUGCAUGUGAGAGUGGCUUCCUCUUAGGCAUGGACUUCGUUGCCCAACAGAAAAUGAGAACUCAGACAGAGGAGCUGCAUUAUAAAUACAGUGUCUGUGAUAAAAGCUUUCAUCAGAGCUCAGCCCUUCUUCAACAUCAGACAAUCCACAUCGGUGAAAAACCAUAUAUCUGUAAUGUGGCUGAGAAAGGUCUUGAGCUCAGCCCUCCCCAUGUAUCAGAAGCCUCACAGAUGUCUUGACCAGACAAGAAGUUAUUCCAUUAAAAAGGGUGUAUUUACAAUGUAAGAGAACUCACUUAAGAUGGAGAACUCAAAGCAAAUCUCAGACUUUCCUCAGAGCUCAGACUUUAUUGGGGACCAGAAAAUCUGUAGUUGUAGGAACUUGAGAAUUGGUUUGACCAGAGGGCUGUCUUUACAGAACCGUAUCAAUCACUCCAGUGAGAAACCUUACAGAUGCCCUGAGUUUUUGGAAAACCUCAGUCCAAGCUCAUGUCUGAUCAUCCACAAGAGGAUUUAUAUAGGUGGGAAACUUAUAAGUCCGGUGAAUGUGAGAAAGCUCUCUAGCAGUGCUCACCUCUCCUCAUUCCAAGAUAAUUCAGAUCAGAGGAUGAUAUUUUUUUAAUGCCCUGUGAAACAGUGCUUCAGACAGUAUGCACGCCUCAUUGGAUGUCAGAAAGCCCCAUUGGAAAGACCCCAACAGUAGUGAAAAAAGCCUCUUAACGUAACUGUGACUAUUACCUAUCAUAAGAGAAGCCAUACAGGUGAAAAUUUGUGUAUUUGCCUUGAAUGUGGCAAAAGCGUUAAGUGGAGAGCCUUCUUGGGUUUGCAAACCCCUCCCCCCCAAAAAAAAUCUGAUGAAGGACCUUAUGAAUUCUCUGAAUGAGAAAAACUUCUGUCAAUGAUCAGUUCUUGUACACCAGGGAACUUGUAUAAGUGAAAGACCCUAUAAAUAACCGUAAGUCUGGGGGAAAAAAAUCCUUGCAGGAAAUCUCUACCUUAUUGGGCCCCAAAGAAACUACUCUGGAGAGCAUUUUGUAGACCUCUAUAGAGGUCUCACUGUGGACUGUGUACAUUUAAUAGGUAUGAGAACUGUUCUCAUAGUUAGUUGACCCCUGUAGUAGAGGUGAAUUUUAAUGGAGUCGACAUGCAAACCAUUUUGUUUAGAUACCCAGAAACUUGUUCUGGGAAGAGCUAGGGCAGGUCAGAGUAGGCCUGAUGGGUAACUCAGGUAAAGAUGCUUUUCUUUUAUCUGAACCACUGAAUGAUUGCUUUACUUUCAGUUUUUAAAAUUUGGAACUCUAAUAAAAGA